CUGCAUAAACACAGAGCUUAAAACUUGCACGGCUUGAGGAGUGGAUACAAAGGAAUCUGGAGCUCGCAUGAAGGAUCACAUUGUUUCUCUGCAUCGAUUCGCACCGAACGGAAUUGAUAUCAAUCUGAGACGGCGCGGGCUGAUAUUUCUCUGAUUCGGCUUCAGGAUGAUGAAGUUUAGGUUCAGACGGCAGGGAAACGACCCUCAUCGAGAGAAAAUCAAGCAGGAUCUGUUUGCAUUCAGUAAGACAGUUGAACAUGGAUUCCCAAACCAGCCAAGUGCUUUGGCCUAUGAUCCCAAACUGCAGCUUAUGGCCAUUGGAACUAAAUCUGGGGCCAUCAAAAUAUAUGGUGCUCCUGGGGUGGAAAUGACUGGACUUCAUAAAGACACUGCUGCCGUCACUCAGAUACAUUUCCUCUAUGGACAGGGGAGGAUACUUUCUUUGUUGGAUGAUAACACCAUUCAUCUUUGGGAGAUUGUGCAGAGAGAAAACCGCUCACAUUUAGCAGAGGUUCAUAGCUUCAACCUGCCUGGCAGGCCAGGAAUCGAGAGCACCGGUGCGACACAUGUGACCGUCAUGCUGUUGAAGCUGAGCUGUGAUCUUCUUGCUCUGGGCACUGAAGGUGGCGGGGUACACUUUCUGGAACUGCCCACCCUCACCUUACUGAACAAGUCUCUGUUCCAGGAUGAGAUCACGCAGAGUGUUCCAGAGGAGUACAAGUGUGGAAAAUCAUUGGGGCCUGUGGAGUCCCUGCAGGAACAUCCGCAAGACCCUGAUAAAAUCCUCAUUGGUUACAGCAGAGGUCUGGUUGUACUCUGGGAGCUCAACAGUCGGCAUGUAGUCAACCUCUUCCUGGGAAAGCAGCAGCUGGAGAGUUUGGUCUGGGAACGGUCCGGGAACAGCUUUGUUAGUUCCCAUAGUGAUGGCGGAUACAUGGUGUGGACUGUCAGCAGCAGCAAUCCCUGCACUCUUGACCCCGUCUCAUCCACAAUACCAUAUGGCCCCUUUCCCUGCAAAGCUGUGAACAAGAUCCUGUGGAGGACAACAGAGUCACGAGCUCCUCUAGUGUUGUUUAGUGGCGGUAUGCCCAGAGCCAGCUAUGGAGACAGACACUGCUUGACCAUCCUCCAGGACAGCAGCCACGUCACCCUGGACUUCACCUCGCGUGUCAUAGACUUCUUCACCAUUCACUGCACCGACAAAGACAAGGAAUUUGAUGACCCAUCAGCGCUUGUGGUUCUUUUGGAAGAGGAGUUGGUAGUGAUUGAUCUUCAGAUGGCUGGCUGGCCCACUGCCCCUGCUCCCUAUCUGGCUCCUCUGCACUCCUCUGCCAUCACCUGUUCAUGUCACAUCUCAAAUGUGCCUCCCAAACUGUGGGAGAGAGUGAUCUGUGCGGGCCAGCAGCAGUGUCCUCUGCAGAACUAUGAGAAUUGGCCAAUAUGUGGAGGGAAAAACUUAGCACCUGAUCCAAAGCAGAAAGAACUGCUGUUAACUGGUCAUGAGGAUGGUACAGUGCGUUUCUGGGAUGCGUCAGGAGUGUCGCUCAGACCGCUGUACAAGCUGAGCACAGCCAACAUCUUUCAGACGGACUGUGACCACAACGACAGCCUGACGCAGGCCGGGGAGGAGGAAUGGCCUCCUUUUAGAAAGGUGGGCUGUUUUGAUCCAUAUAGUGAUGAUCCCAGACUAGGAAUCCAGAAGAUCAGCAUCUGUAAAUACAGCGGAAAACUUGUGGUGGCUGGAACUGCCGGACAAGUUAUAGUUAUGGUUCUUAGCGAUGAGAAGUCAGAUCACAUGAUUGAUGUAGCCACGGUGGACCUGCUCCAGGACCGAGAGGGUUUCACGUGGAAGGGUCAUGACCGGCUGCCUCCUAAGAGCGGCUCAGUAGUGUUUGCUCCUGGAUUCCAGCCGGUUGUCCUGGUGCAGUGCAUGCCCCCCGCGGCCGUUACUGCAGUAACCCUGCACGCAGAGUGGAACCUCAUUGCCUUUGGCACCAGUCAUGGCUUUGGCCUCUUUGACUACCAUCGGCGAAGUCCAGUGCUGGCGAGGUGCACCCUACACCCCAAUGACUCUCUGGCUAUGGAGGGUCCGCUGUCUCGAGUGAAGUCUCUGAAGAAAUCCCUGCGCCAGUCCUUCAGAAGAAUCCGGAAGAGCAGAGUCUCAGGAAAGAAGCGUGCUGUGGUUUAUAGUCCCACUAAUAAAGUGAAGGAGGCUAACGCUCAGCUGGCGGAGCACGGCGCUGAGGUGACACCGGUGCAGAGACGGAUUGAGCCCCGCUCUGCCGACGACUCUCUGUCUGGAGUGGUGCGCUGCCUAUGCUUCGCUGACACUUUCCUCAGAGAUGGAACGCAUCAUGGUCCUACAAUGUGGGCCGGCACGAACUCUGGCUCCGUGUACGCAUACGCUCUGGACGUCCCCUCGCAGGAGAAGUUCUCUGAGCAGAGCGUGGAGGCGCUGCUGGGGAAGGAGAUCCAGCUCAUGCACAGAGCUCCAGUGGUGUCCAUCGCUGUGCUGGAUGGCCGAGGGAACCCUCUGCCGGAGCCGUACGAAGUCUCCAGAGAUCUGGCCAAGGCCCCAGACAUGCAGGGCAGCCACUCUGUUCUUAUUGCUUCUGAGGAGCAGUUUAAGGUUUUCAUGCUGCCCAAAGUAAGCGCGAAGACCAAGUUCAAGUUGACCGCCCAUGAAGGCUGUCGAGUACGAAAGGUGGCGCUGUCGAACUUCACCAGCGUCAGCUCUGAAGAGUACUCUGAGAACGCUCUCGUGUGCCUUACCAAUCUGGGUGACAUCCACGUGUUCAGUGUGCCAGCACUGAGACCGCAAGUACACUACGACUGCAUCCGCAAAGAAGACAUCAGUGGCAUUGCUUCCUGUGUAUUCACCAAGACAGGACAAGGAUUCUACCUGAUUUCGCCCUCGGAGUACUACGAGCGCUUCUCGCUGUCAGCUCGUGUGAUCACAGAGCCACUGUGCCGAGUGGAUGUGGAGCGACCUCACGAUCUCUCUGCUCACAGCACGACGCUCCCACCACAGGCUAAUGGAACACACAAGACACAAGCAGAGAGCAAGGCUGUUGAAACUGAAGGGCUCUUGUAUGAAAUGCGGAGUGCCUUGUCCUCGUCUGUCCUGGAUUCUCCAAACAGCAGUGCUGACAUCACUCUGGACACCACUGGCGAGCUCACCGUUGAGGACGUCAAAGACUUCUUAAUGACUGUGGAUGAAGCUGAGAAUAACUUCAGGAACAUCACUGAAGAAGAUGGGAGGCCUUCUGGAAUUCUCAUCAACUGAGGUGAGCCGGCAGACAGCUGGAGGUGAGGAACAUUUACAGCAUAAGCAGACUGUGGUCUGUGAAGAGCAGACAGGGGAUUGGUUACUGGAUGCAGGAGGAGGUGUGCCUGACUGACUGAGGAAAUGUGCAGAUCUGUUCUAGACAAAAAUGAUUUGGGAUGUGCACUUUUUGUUAGUCUAUUUAGUGUUGAGGAGGAACAAAAAGUACUUUUGGUAUGCUACCACACUACAUUUAUCAGUAGUGUGACAAUAGUUCAGUUGUUUUCAAGCAAGUAGCAGUAUAGUGUAAAUAGUUUUUUAAAUGAAUAAUAAACAACAUCUUACAAUAUCAAGAACGGCUACAAGACAAUAAAACCUCCCAAAAUCGGAAGAUAAUUUAGAAUUCUACAGUAAAAAUAACUUUACAGUG
Carassius carassius (crucian carp) is the source of this 3695-nucleotide messenger RNA. RefSeq names its product lethal(2) giant larvae protein homolog 1-like. Gene Ontology annotation, biological process: cortical actin cytoskeleton organization; regulation of protein secretion; regulation of establishment or maintenance of cell polarity. NCBI's taxonomy places the organism in Eukaryota, Metazoa, Chordata, Actinopteri, Cypriniformes, Cyprinidae. Gene Ontology annotation, cellular component: cytoplasm; cortical actin cytoskeleton; plasma membrane. Gene Ontology annotation, molecular function: GTPase activator activity; myosin II binding. The record is from RefSeq and is a predicted model, not a curated record.